AUGAAUUUGGAAAGAACAUCCGACAAUUCCUCUGCCCACAGUAGCGGCCAACCAUCUAAUGCGUCGGAGCAACCAUCCAUUGCCCAUCUGCAGAGUCUAGGCAUUUCCGUCAAGGACUUUGCCUUCGAUUCCACGCUGCCUGCAGUGCGCCCGUACCGUAGACAGCCCACCCAGAUCCAGCCGAGUAUACGACGUCCUCUUGUGCGGCAAUCGACUGAACCCGAUGAGGGUCUUGGCUCCCAACCCCUCAGUCAAGCGACUCAGCAUUUGGAAAGGCGGAUAACAGAGCCUGCCCCCUUACCAGCUCCUCCCGCGCGUAUGCCUGCGUACGAAGAUCUGAAUGUACAAACGACUGCCCUCGAAGGCGGACGCGUAGUGCAAAGCGACAAUGGAAACGUCUUAAACACGCCGAACAACCACUCAUUCUCCUUGAAUGUCUCUCAAGCGCGCGCAAUUUUCUCCUCUUCUCCCCUCACACCUGUACCAUCUUCGCCAUUUCCCCCCAUACUUCAAGCCAAUACUUCCUGCUCAAGUGUCGUAUUUGAUUCGCGGUCUCCUGCUAUCCCACGGGUUUUACAGCCCAGGUAUUCCUUUCGAAAGCGACCUACCCCAACCAACAUUGCUACUUCAAAACCUUCCAAGCGUGCAAGGAUUAAUACUUCAUCGGAAUCGAGCAACAAUUCGCGCACCCAAGUUGGACUUGCCACUAACAAUAAGAAAUCAUUAACCAGGCACGAUUCCAGUCCUCGCAAACGCGUCACUUCUAAGCGCUCCAGCGGCAACUCGGAAAAAGGCAAAAGAAAACGUGCAUAA
Molecule: messenger RNA, 813 nt
Organism: Psilocybe cubensis
Lineage: Eukaryota; Fungi; Basidiomycota; Agaricomycetes; Agaricales; Agrocybaceae
Exons: 2
Coding region: 1-813 (270 amino acids)
Source: RefSeq, a predicted model, not a curated record